Molecule: messenger RNA, 1326 nt
Organism: Closterium sp. Yama58-4
Lineage: Eukaryota; Viridiplantae; Streptophyta; Zygnematophyceae; Desmidiales; Closteriaceae
Source: the annotation of a GenBank genome assembly
AUGCAACGGCUGGGCUUCCGUAGUCUGACACGCGCCGGAGAGGCUGCCGCAGCCGACAUGGAAGCUGUGACAAGGGCCCGUCUCUGGUGUCCCGAGCUGAUUAACCAUCUGGGAGUCUCGCCCAAAGAUCUCUUCAAUUUGGACGAGACAUGCCUCAUCCCGGCAUGUCAGCCCCGGAAGACGUGGGCGAGCAAGACGCCUGUGGGCGGAAAAACAGCGAAGGACCGCCUGACCGUUGUAUUCAUGUGCAAUGCUGACGGUUCCGAGAUGUUCCGCCCGAUGGUGAUAUCAAAGGUGCGCCGGCCGAGGGACUUCACCGACACUAACUUCGACCCCGAACCAUAUGUCUACUGGCGCUACAACAAGCGCGGCUGGAUGACCAGCGAGAUUUUCACGGCGUUCAUCGAAUCCUUGAACACCACUUUUUUCGCUGAGGAGCGGCAGGUUGUGCUCCUCGUAGACAACGCUUCCUGCCACUGCGUAGAAACGGCGGCCGCAGUGCGCCAGGACAUUCUCGGCUUCCGCACGGUCAAGCUCAGCAACAUCAGGGUGGUGUACCUGCCUCCUAACACCACCGCAUACACGCAGCCGCUGGACCAGGGUGUCAUCAGCGCGGUCAAGGCACGUUUCCGCCAGAAAGUCAUCGCGGAUUGGCUGCGUCAGUGGGACGGACGCGGCAGCCCUGCAUCCCCGCAACCGCUGAAGCCGAAGCCACACGAGACUGUGCUGUACCUGUUCGCAGCGUGGGAGGCAGUAGAGACCGAGACAAUCCAGCGCUGCUGGUUCAAUGCUGGCAUCCUGCCGCGAUCGUGGAGGGCACUCAUGCCCCUCGGAAGCACCUGGACGUCCGACCUCGGCGACACUACCGAGGAGCUAGAGUAUCUUGGUAGGCAAUUGGCUGCACUCAAUCUGGGGUCGGCUGCGAUGUCUGCGACGGAGUUCAACACUGUCGAUGACCAUGUGCCCAUCUGCGACUUCACCGCACCGGAUCCCCUGGCGGAUGAACCGCCCCGGACUCGCGGCGCCCGUCCGUCUAUGGUGCCGGAGCUGAUUACACCCGCUCUUCGCGAGCGUCGCCGGGUUGCUAGGCGCGCGACCGAGAUCCUAGUCGGGUACGCGCGGGCGUCCAACAUGAUGCCACGCGACCUGGCUGUCAUUUUUGGCAUCACUAACCCCGAGGUCAUCGAGCGCCUUGAGCGUGCCAGUCGUGCAACCAUAAACUUAAACGACCCCCCCGAGAACAGCGCCCAAUUUGGAGAGGACGAGGCACCAGAAGACUCGGCGACUAGUCUCAGGAGGGCGCUCUCUCCCAUGGUCGGCAUCUGA